CAGCGGUUGGCACACUGGCCAACAGCGCUAUAAGCACAGCGCCUAAACACAGCGCGACAAGCUGCCUAAAUCCACGCACGAGCAGCUGUCAAUACACGCCACGCACGCCGUAGCCGGCAAUCGACCGCGGGCAGCGCCACCAGACACACCAAGCGAAGCGAUGGCUCCCUUGGCCCCCGUCCCGCGCGCCCGGCGGCCGCCGCCGGACGUGCCCGUCUAUGACGUGAACGACUCGCGACCGGCGUCGGCGGCCCCGUCGGAGCACUUCGCGGACCCGCCGGACGUGACUAUUAGUACUGGCGUCGGGAUGCGGGGCGAGCUCUCGUUCCCCAAAUUAUUAAGGGUCGAGGGCCACUUCGCGGGCACGCUGACGUGUGGCGGCGACGUGGUCAUCGCGCCGGGCGGCACGCUCGAGGCGGACGUCGACAACGCGAACGGGUAUCUGUUAGUGGAGGGUACGGUGCUCGGCAACGUCAACGCGCGAAGGGUGCAGAUCGCGGCGACGGGGCGCGUCUUCGGGGACAUCACGUGCAAUUCUUUUAUAAUUGCGCCGGGCGCGGUGGUCAUCGGAGCCUGCCAGGUGCGGCCCGAGCCGCCGGAGAAGAACCUUGGGUAGACACAUAAGUACAAUUUACUCGCU
Molecule: messenger RNA, 640 nt
Organism: Pelagomonas calceolata
Lineage: Eukaryota; Pelagophyceae; Pelagomonadales; Pelagomonadaceae
Source: the annotation of a GenBank genome assembly